AUGUAUGUGAUGAUGGCAUCAACAGAAGAUGCUUCCAAAUUCACUUCUCGUAAGUCUUCAUGCGUCCAACCAUGGUGGAAAACUACAGAUAUAGAUGAAUUAGCGUACUUGGUUUCACAGAAAUUGCUAAAUCAUGUUGAGAAUUGUGAUCUUCCACCUCCUCCUCGAAAGGCAAAGGAAAAUUUGGAUUCAGGAUUGAUGCAUAGAGAGAUGGAACGUUCAUCCAAUCAAGGACAUUUCUAUAUUUCUUUUGACAAAUUCUCAAGUUAUAGUUCUGUUCAUGAGAGUGAGACAGAGGAAAAUUUUGAGGGAGACCACAGCAAAGCUCGAUUGAUGGAAGCGUUGCGUUGUUCACAAACACGCGCGAGGGAAGCGGAGGAGUUAGCCAAACAGGCUUACGCGGAGAAAGAGCACAUUGUUGCACUCUUUUAUAUACAAGCUUCACAUCUUUUUGCAUACAAGCAAUGGUGUAGACUGUUACAUUUGGAAGGCCUAAGCACUGGGAUACAGAAUAAGCAUACAUCGGUAUCGAGUCUCUUCCACGACGCUUCGUUUGUAGGUAAGAAACCAUUGGUGAGAAAGGGAGAAAUUGUUGAUGAGAAACAUGAAAAAAUAGACAAGUUGAAAAGUGAUGUAUCAACAACAUAUGAUGUUGCAUUUGCUUUAGGAUUGAGUCUUGUUGGAGCUGGAUUACUUUUAGGAUGGACUGUUGGGUGGAUGUUACCUCGUAUGUAG
Molecule: messenger RNA, 735 nt
Organism: Lathyrus sativus (Indian pea)
Lineage: Eukaryota; Viridiplantae; Streptophyta; Magnoliopsida; Fabales; Fabaceae
Source: the annotation of a GenBank genome assembly